This is a messenger RNA of Trametes versicolor FP-101664 SS1, 1062 nucleotides long. RefSeq lists its product as uncharacterized. The coding region runs from base 504 to 872 and encodes 122 amino acids. NCBI's taxonomy places the organism in Eukaryota, Fungi, Basidiomycota, Agaricomycetes, Polyporales, Polyporaceae. The record is from RefSeq and is a predicted model, not a curated record. The transcript has 5 exons.
CGAGAUGACGACGCACGUGAGUGCAUACGCACUCGGUACGCCGCAAAGGCCUGCAUGUGCGCGGACGUGGGCGGGGGGAUGGUCGUCCUGGCUCAUGCACAUUGCCUGUGAUGUUUCGUAGCGUACAUCGCCGACAUUGGGACGGAUUUGAGGGCGGCGCACCGGCUGCCAUUCGACGACGUGGCGCCCUCGCGAUGUAACCGACGUCCACGAUAGCGAGUGCGUACUCUCGGCGGCCAGAUCGCGUCCGUGGAGUGCUCCGGAGCAUCUGCGGCGCGUGCACGAGACGACGACGUGCGCGACCGCAUCCGCACUCGGUACCCUACGGACGCCUGUAUGUGCGCGAACUCGGGCGGGACCUUCGUCGACCUGGCUCGUACACCCUGCCUGCACUGUCUCGCAGCGUCCAUCGUCGAUGUCGAGGAGAUCGGGGGCCGGGGGGCGGGCUGCGCGCGCAGAGAUCCGUCGGUGUGCCGCCGCGAACGUCCCGUGCGCCCUCCGAAAUGGGCCACCGGACGUCCGCGAGCACGGACGCCGAAUCGUGCGUACCUCCCGCAUUCCGCCUCCGCAGGACGCGUCCUCCGAACGGCGUGCUCCCCAGAGCAUUGCGCACCAGCCCCUGCGUUCGCGGGCGCAUUCGACGACUUUGGCAUUUCGCCAUCUCGCAGCGGGCCGGCCUCGAGCCCAAGACGAGCCCCUCGUCCGUCCGCGGCAUUCGGACGGCGGGUGCUCCUGCACGGUUCGCACAUGCCCCUGCGUUUGCACGUGAUUUGGACGAGUUUGAGUUUUCGUUGAAUGGUGCCCGCCGCCGGUGUUCUUCACUCUCAGGGAUCGCGCGGCGCGCUCGAACCGCUGCGUGGGUGUAUGCAUGAGGAUGCAGCGCGAGCUCUGCGCACACAGCGCCGCCUCGAUUGGCUCGCCUCCGCAGGACGCGUCCUUCCGACGGCGAGUGCCCACAGACGUUUCCCACCAGCCCUGUCAUUUGCGGGCCAAUUCGACAACUUUCCAUUUUCGUCCUUCGGCACCGUGUCGACCUCGACCGUCUCUGGCACCCAAAAACGA